Molecule: messenger RNA, 3629 nt
Organism: Sabethes cyaneus
Lineage: Eukaryota; Metazoa; Arthropoda; Insecta; Diptera; Culicidae
Exons: 12
Coding region: 15-3629 (1204 amino acids)
Molecular function (GO): protein binding
Source: RefSeq, a predicted model, not a curated record
GGUCACCGCCCAAAAUGGGUUCCAACGUGUCACGGCACCACGAGAAGGGAUUAACCGGUCGGCGGGCACAAUCAACCGAUAAUCUAAAAUCGGACCACAGUCAGUCCUAUCAGCCGUAUCACUACAUAAACAACAAUAAUAAUAACAACAACAAUAACAACAACACCGUCAUCAGUCACAAUCACACGGCGGAUGGCAUAAAAUCGAACGUUCCCCCGGACCUGACUCCGGGUGACGAUUUCCGAGGGCCCUGCGGCGAUGACGACAGUGAACUGUGCCACCGGAUGGACUGCCGAGAGGGAACGGGACCGGCAGCCACAACAGCAACCAUCAACCAUCAAGAUCGGAACAAAUUCUGCGGCAGUCUGCCGAACCACCUGGAUGCGGACGAUGCCUGUGAAGCGAUUUUCAAACAAAAUGAGUUCCUCCAAACGCACCUGAAAAACGUGCUGGCGACCCACCAGCAGCAGCAGCCGGAAUAUGUGACCGCGUCCGGGUUGGCUGCCGCCAUGGGCGGCCAUAUUGCUUCCGCUGGUAAUAAUGCAACCGGUAUCCAACAGCAGCAGCAGCAACAACAACAAAUGCCACAACAGCAACAACAACAGCUUCCACCAACAUAUCAGCAAAGUUCGCCAUUCUACUGCAGUUCCAGUGGCAAAGGAUCGACCAUUUCGUCGUCGACGACAUUGCGGCCGGGCAGUGGCAGUGGAACCGACGGAGGACUAGGAGGAGGAGGAGGAGGAGAUCGGCCGCAGGACGGCCUGGGUACGACGACGACGACUCAGCUGACGCUGCCCCUGCUCCGGUCAGCGACGGCGGCCACGGCGGUGGCGGGUGGCGGCGGCAGCAGCAGCAAUGCCACCGGUAGUAACAGCAGUGGCAGCACAACGGCCGAUACCGGCUGCGACCAGGGCUACGGCAGUGAGCGGUCGCCGGAGGACGAACUGCCGCCACCGUUGCUGCUGAUGCACGAAGCCCAGUACAACGAGAUUCUGGCCUCGUCCCAGCAGCUCCCGCCGAGUGCCAUCGAACCGAACGACCUUCAGCGCUACUGGAACUACGAAAAGGCGGCCACCAGCUUGAUUGCCAGCGGGGAGUACAGCUUCAUUACGAAAGACACCGUUUUUCUCGUCCAGGUACCGAAGGGAACGCGCGGUCUCGGUUUGUCCGUAUCCGGUGGGGCCGACUCGUCGGCACCGUUCCCGGGACUGAUUCGGAUUAAAAGACUGUUUCCGCACCAGGCAGCGUGGGCGACCGGAAUGCUCCAGCCGGGUGACAUUCUGCUCGAAUCCAACGGCAUUCCGCUGACCGGGCUGACCAACUACGAAGCCUUGGAGGUCCUGCGGACCGCACCGAAUUACGUGACACUGACCGUGUGCCGACCGCAGGACGAACAGUACCGCAAGCUGUCGCCCCCCAGUGAGCCCCCGAAGCCGCCCCUGCGAAAUGCCUUAUCGUCGUCGUCCUUCAGCGAGUCGUCGCCAUCGCUUCAGCUUCUUCAAUCACCACCGCCGCCGCCGCCACAGUUGAUGCAGUUUCAGACCCAGCAGCAACCGCAGCAGCAAAUGAUGAUCCCUCAUUACUAUCAGCAGCAGCAGCACCAGCAGCAACAGCAACUGUACGGUUAUCCACCGCAAUCGCUGGCUUUUGCCGGUCAGCAUCAUCCCGUCCAUAAUGGCAGCUUCACCGGGGAAUUCGAGAUCAUCCUCACCAAGCAGCAGGGCUCGCUGGGUUUCACCCUGCGCAAGGAGGACGAAUCCGUCCUCGGGCACUGCGUGCGCGCGCUAGUACGUGAUCCUGCGCUGAACGAUGGCCGCAUCAAGCCGGGCGAUACGAUCGUAGCCGUGAACGAUGUUCCUAUCUCGCAGAUGAGCCACGAAGAAGCUGUGAUAUUUCUCCGGCAGGCUGCCGACGUCGUCAAGCUGCGCUUGUACCGGGAUCAAGCUAUGACGCCCCUGUCGGCUCAAUCGCCGAUUACGAUCGGUGGGCUAGACAGGAUGGAUGAUUGCUCAGCCGAUAUUUGCUCGUCCGCAUCCACUUCCACCGUUGGGCACGGGUCGGGACGACCCAAACCAAACCUUCGUCCGGAAGCGUUAAAUCUUCUAACUGAUAUUGCUCACCGGAAACAGUCAGCCAACAGCAACUCCGGUGGCGGAUCGACCAGUUCUUCCGUGAAAUCGAGCAACGCGUCACCCCGGCGGCUUCGACGUGGCCUGCCCCAAUCGCAGCACUCGAAACGGUCGUCCUACGACAAUCAUGGCUUUCAACAUUCCGGUGGCGAUUCGAUGUCCAACUAUUCCGACUCGGAAACGUCCACGAUCAUAAGUCAGGCCAGUUCGUAUCUGCCCCACCACCAUCACCAUCCAGUUCCGCACCACCAUCAUCACCAUCAGCAGCCGCCUUCGGCGGCGAUGGUCCCUGCUGCGGCAGGAGUCUUCCACAGCGCGUCGUGCCGAUCCUGCGGAGGAACGGCGUUCGCAACUGCGGUGCAACCGCAGAGCCUGGACGAAUUGUACUACUGUGAUGACGAAAUCGAUGCCGAAAGUCUGUACGACGACGAAAAUGGCGACGAACAGCAGCGACGGCCGAACUUCCUCGAUCUGGCCGGCGAAAGCGGCCGUACACCGACGUCUUCGCGGAAACCGAGGUUCCAGUUUUCAGUCGCCAACACGAACGCGUACGAGCUGAACAACCUCGACAACGAAGCACUGGACGCCCCGACGGUGUACGCCCUGAACGGUGGCGUCGACCAGGGCGCGCCCACCGCCGGCAAUGGUGACCAAUUCAUGAGCCUGCCCUGCGAAACAUUCCUGGUGGCGUGCAAAACGGAGAACGACCUGAAUGCGGAUUCGACCGAUGCCAUCUACGUGAAGCACUUCGCCCACAAAUCGCCGCUGUAUUCAUCGGUGAACGUGCCCCUGAAGGACACCGGCACGAACGUCAGCGAGAUGGUGGAUGCCGUCGAGAAAGGAGGCAAACAAAGUCUCAUGAAGUGGAAGGGAGCCACGCUAACAUCGGACGACGAAACGCCAAGCUGCGGAGACGGCAUGCUCUCGGAUCUGACCACUCCCUCCUCCCUGGGAGGAAUGGCCAGCGGAACGCUCACCAGUACCGCCACAGAUUCCAGCCUGGCAGCCACCAUGGGAACAACGAGCACGACAACGCCGACCACCGAACGGGAACUGGCCGAUGACGAUGGUGGCGGAGAGUCGUCGGCGAAUGGAUUCGACGGUGAAGGCAAUAAGAUUUUCACCGUCGAACUGAACAAGCGCUGGAACAGUCGGUUAGGAUUCAGCUUAAAACGGGACGCCGAAGGCGUCCGAACGGUGAUCAGUGCCAUCUACAGCGACAGCGUCGCUGCCAAGGACGGUAGACUGCGAGUCGGCGAUCAAGUCAUUAUGGUCAACGACGAGUCCGUGGAAGCGAUGAGCACCACGCAAAUCAUCGAUUUGCUGCGGAUCAUCCGUGGUUCUAUCUGUCUGCGGUUAGUUCGACGGAAACCGAAGGUUUCCCCACCUGUUGCGGCCAUUGCCGAAGAAAAUGAGCAACAAGCUUCCGCUAGUCCCUCCGUGGAAUCCACCGAACAAAUGGAGGAACAAGUCAUGGAAGAUUUGCAGCAGGAGCAGUAG